Messenger RNA from Patella vulgata (common limpet), 15041 nucleotides. Its product is annotated as E3 ubiquitin-protein ligase rnf213-alpha-like. The coding region runs from base 375 to 9530 and encodes 3051 amino acids. Lineage: Eukaryota; Metazoa; Mollusca; Gastropoda; Patellidae. Gene Ontology annotation, molecular function: ATP hydrolysis activity; ubiquitin-protein transferase activity. The transcript has 81 exons. The record is from RefSeq and is a predicted model, not a curated record.
AUCAGUGUUUAUAUAGUUAUUGCUCUGAAGAAGAAUACUGUGACAAGAUUCAAGAUAUCUUAAGUGAAAAAGCCUUUCAAGCCUUUGAUAGGCAGCUGCAGAGCAAGUUGACUGUGGAGAGAAGUUCUGUAAAACUUGGAAAACUGUUUUCAAGAUCCUGGCAAAAAUUUUGGAAAAAUUAUGAAAAAGAUAACUUUUAUAUAUUUGAGUGGAAACCACUAAUACGGUACUUGAGAAGAUUUGGUGGCCAGGAACAAGAAGAAUCUGGACCAUUACCAGAAAUUGAAGAAGUUCAAGAACAGCUAAUUCUUAUUCUUUCUUUACUAGAAGACUACCACAUAAGAAUAGAUAAAGGCCAAAUAAAAAAAAAGGACAUGGAAAGUAUUUUGGAAAAGCAUGAUGUAUCCUGUCCUCUUAUUAAGAUACCUUUUCCAGAAAGUCCUUUGGAUUUUAUAUUUCAACUGAGACAAAGGGAAUUGAAGAUUUAUGAAGACUACAUGAAAUUUGUGCAAUCAUUGAUACAUAUCUGUUCAUACACUGAAGCAAUUUAUGAUACUGAGGAAUACAAAAGUUUGGUCUCUGGAUUUGAUUACUUGACAAAGAGUGAUUCAGAAAAAGAAUUGGCAGAUAUUUACAAUAUACCAAACAUCCCAGACUAUAGAGAAGUACAAAUAGACAUCUAUACACCAAUUAUUAAUCCAUUUGAAAUACCACGUCACAUUCUAAAGAUAUUACCAAAACUUCAUGAGCUGAAAGAAAGUCAACUGUUCGUGGAAAUUUGGAAAAAGCAUUCUGAUAAUUUAAAAACAGAUUGUUUAUUUGCUUUAAUUGGAGAAAUCUGGAGUCAGGCUAUUGAGAACUGGGAACAGUUUCAGAAAGAGUUAAAAGCAGGUGACAUAUCUUUUGAAAGUAUGGAGAAUCAUAUUAAGGUGUUUGAAGGAAAUUAUGAUAGGAUAGAGGAGGAAAUGAUGAUGGUAUUAAAAGAUAAAGAAAUAGUAAAGAAGAGAAUUAGUCAAAUUGAGACAUAUCGUAUUGUGAGUUCCUGCCAGAAAGCAUCUGAUGAAUUGUUGAAGAUAAAAAAAUUCUUGGGCUUGACUGAUACUUUUGAGACCUGUUCAAAGAUCGCAAGAUUAGCUACCAAUAAUAGAACAUCAAUGAAAGAAAUAAACCAAUCUGUUUUGCAAGCUUUGGGCCAAUUGAAGGAAAUUAAAAAAAAUGAAAUCAAAUGUUUAGAAGAUUUCAGAAAAGCAGAACCAAUGAUAAAAUGGCUACAAGAAACCAUGACAGAGGGUUUGAAGGAGUUAAAGGUGUUUGUAGAUCUGGCCUUUAUAUCAGCUGGUGAAGGUGACCUGGAUAUUGAUAAAGUGAAUUGUUUUCAUGCAGUAACAUCAGCCUUUGCACCAUUAAUAUUUGAUUUGAAACAAGAUAGCAAAUUUGAUGAAGUAAUGAAUAAAUGUAAACUUGUUUGGAAAGAACUUCAGAAUGAUAAAAAUCUUACCAAUAAAUUACAUGAUACAAAUAAUCAGCUAGAUUGGUUUAAGGCUGUCAGACAGUCUCAUGGUUCUGUUGAAGUAACAUCUUUAAAACAGGCAGAAAUGAUAGUAGCUCAAGGAAUAUAUAAAAUUGGUUUCCCCAAAGAUAAGACAAGCAAAACACAACUGAAAGUAAGUAAAGUGCUGUCACUUAAUGUACCGGAGUUAAAAGAAAAAAAAGAACAUGGUUCGGGUAAAUAUACAUACGAUAAAUUAAUGGAUCUACAAAGUCGACUAAUGCUAGUAGCUGGACAGGCUGAAAAGGGAAAUGAAAAUAUAGAUAUUUUUACAGCAGUUUUAGAUGGUGUUGUAAGAUUAGCAAAAUCUUUUGUAAAACUCUGUACAGAUGGUUGUGUAUUUUUCAAUUCAUGGAAGGUACAGUUUUUAUGCAGUAGUUCAAAAGAAGUUUGUGCUUUUUUGACUUUUGGAAAAGACCAGAUUCUUAAAGGACAUAGAAACCCAGAUAAUGUUGUAGAUUUUAUUAGACAUUUGGCUAAUUUCCUUGAAAAAUGCCAUGAAGAUUGGUUAAAAUAUUUAAAUGACAAGAGAGAAGAAUAUUUAGAACUGAAUUAUUAUACAGUAGAACAGUUAGUAUUUCUUCAACAAGAAAUUAUUAAAGCUGGCCAGGAUGAACCAGACCCACUGAUUUAUCCCAUGUUAUCAUUGGUUAAACAAGAUUGUUCUAGAAAUGACUUGAUUCAAGCUAUGAAAUUAGCAAUGACAUCUGUUAGUGAUAAAGACAAAAAUAUGGAAACCUUAGAAACUACAACCAAAGUUGAACUGUCAGAAGAUGAGCAGAAAGAUGAAUUUAUUCAAUACAUGCAAGACAAUGGGUUUACAUUAGAAUUAGCACAGACAGCCUACCUUAAUGUCAAAGAUAAAGGAGAUAAAGAUGAAGGAUUGUUGUUUUGUCUUAAUGAGAAUGAGGAAGAGUUUAUUGAAAGUUCUGUUGACAAAGAUGAAUUAACAGCCAUACCUUUCACAGGAUGGACCACAGAACAAGGAACAAUAGAACAUAAUAUUGCCUGCACAUUAAUAAAGAUGCCCAAAUCAGACCGAGUGACAUGCAAAGAACUAAUUGGAAAAUUUGAACAUAUAUGGAAAGAAUUUCUUGAAAAGGUGUCCUCUAGUGUAGUGAAUUAUUUGAGUUUAGAACAUCUUGGAAUUAUAUUACAUAAUCUUGCUGAAACAAAUUGUUUAAAUAUUAAAAGGAACUUAGCAGCAGGAUUAAAACAAGGUGUUCCAAAUCUGAUUGUUUGUCCUCAAGAUGAUAUGCUGAAUUAUUUAACGUAUAUGUAUAUGCAUCCUGCUGAUCAGAUGUUACCACGGCCAGAUGAAGUUCUGAUGUGUACAAAAGACACAAAAUAUGAUGAGGUUAAUAUUUUUCUGAGGAGAGCCUUUUAUGAUUCAGUCCAUAAGCUAUACUGCUUAGCCUUUGCAGAUUAUCUGGAAUAUAGUAUUGCUGAAAAAGUUGAAAAGAAAUUAAUGGAAUAUUCAGAAGAAAAUACAGAUAAGCAAUUUAAAUUGGUGAUUUUCUGUACGCAAGAGAAUGAACUUAAAACCCGAUUGGUUGCAGCUCUAGAGAAAUAUAGACAACCACCACCAGCUGUCUGUACUCCUAAUUUAGUAGCAAACUAUCUUACUGAACGACUUGUUUGCCAAGAUGAUACUUCAGCCUGUACUUUAGAUUUCUCAAGAUCAUCUGUGAGAGUCAUUCAGUCUCAAAGAGCUGGUGUUGGUAAAUCACUUUAUGUGAAGAGAUUAGUAGAGAAACUUAGAAAACAUCAUCCAAGGAAAAAAGAUGUCAGUCUUAGUAUACACUUAUAUGAGAAAGAUGUUGAUAUUUCACAUAUAGUAGACACAUUGAUGAUGUAUCAACAUUCACCAGAAGAAUCAAAUCCUGUUAUAUUCCAUUUAGAUAUAUCAUCUGAGGUUUUAAAUGGAGUAGAUUUUCUGCUGUAUAGUCUUUUGAUACUUGGUUGUCUCAAGGAUAAAGAUGGACAUGUUUGGACAAAAUCACCUUCAGAUUUAUAUGUUAUUGAAAAUAUACCUUCUAGACACAAUCCAGCAGAUAAAAAGAUAAAGAAGUCUGUUCACCAGAUAUUCAGGAUAUUACCUAAGGUUAAUUGUUGGUCACCUCUUGAUACAUUGAAAAUUUUACAGGGAAAUGAAGUCAGAGAUUAUCAUAAUGACAGUUUGUUUGAUGAGAUAGAAUUUGCAAGUGAAAUAUUUCAAAGACCUUUCCAGUAUCUAUUAAAACUGGAAAAAGGAGAGCGUUUGAGCAUGAUAAAUGCUGGUGAACCUGAAGGAACUCCAGUGGAUUGUUUGAAUAUACUUCUAAGCCAUUGUGGUAUUCAAGAUCCAUCUUGGGCUGAAAUUCAUCAUUUUGUGUGGUUUCUGAAUACACAAUUAAAAGACUUUGAAACAUCAAGUUUUUGCAGUGCAGCUGUGGCUGAUGAUCUUCCGGGAUUUUCCAAAUUUGUACUACAGUUCUCCAUAGAAAUGUCAAGAGAUUUUGCUACCAGGUCACUUAACAUGAGUGAAGAAACUCCAUUAACAAAUGACACUAAUACAGAUGAAACAGCUGACUUAACUCAGUUUCAGAUAAAACGACACUGGGAAUCAAGUCCACAUCCUUACAUAUUCUUUAAUCCUGAUCACCACUCAAUGACCUUCCUAGGAUUUAAUAUUGAUAAAAGUUCUGGAAAUCUGAUUGAUCAACAGACGGGUCACAUUCUCAAAACUAAUCUGGUGUCAAAAAAUCUUUAUGAUAGUUUAAUCAGAAAUCGGGUAAUAUUGAAUGAAAAUUUCAAUGCUUUACCAAGAUUGGAUCGAAUAUCCAAAUUAUGUUCUGUAAUGGGAAUAGAUGUACUUUUUGAUCCUGAUCCUUCCUAUGAGCUGACACCAGACAAUGCAAAGAAAAUACUAGCUAUAUAUAUGAGAUUCAGAUGUAAUAUACCUGUUAUUAUAAUGGGUGAAACUGGAUGUGGUAAGACCAGAUUAAUCAAGUUUAUGUGUGAUUUACAACGACCAGUUGGCACAGAGAUAAGUAAUAUGAUACUCAUGAAGGUACAUGGUGGAACUACAUCGCAAAAUAUUACAGAGAAAGUUACAGAAGCAGCCGUACUUGCCAAAGAAAAUUCUGAGAAAUAUGGUGAAAAUUUCUACACUGUUUUAUUCUUUGAUGAAGCAAAUACAACUGAAGCAAUAGGAUUGAUAAAAGAAAUUAUGUGUGAUGGUACAAUGAAUGGAGAAAUAUUAAAUGUGAACAGAAAUCUGAAAAUAGUAGCUGCUUGUAAUCCUUACAGGAAACACACUGAUGAAUUGAUUAAAAGAUUAGAAAAUGCUGGUCUUGGUUAUCAUGUAGAUGCUGAUGCAACAACUGACAGAUUAGGACGUGUACCCAUGAGGAGAUUAGUCUACAGAGUACAGCCAUUACCAUCCAGUAUGCUACCAUUAGUAUGGGAUUUUGGACAAUUAAAUGUACAGAUUGAAGAACUAUACAUUCAACAAAUGGUUAAUCGAGCAAUAGAAGAGGAAGAACUGCCUGAUAUUGAUUAUUUAGAAAAUUCUCUAAGCAAAGUACUGAUUGCCUGUCAAGAAUUUAUGAGAAAGCAGAAGAAUGAGUGUAGUUUUGUCAGUUUAAGAGAUGUUGAACGAGUGAUAAAAGUUAUGGGUUGGUUUAGUACUUCGCACGAUGUACUUCGGGAAAUCAGAAUUAAACUUUCAGACGAUGAAAAUAUUGAUGAUGAUGAAGGUGAAGAUGGUGAAGAAAUGAUAAAUGAUGCAAGUUUGGCCCUCAUUCUGGCUCUAGCUGUGUGCUAUCGUGCUGGUUUAAGAUGUAGAGAAGAAUUUGAUGAAAAUAUUGUUGAACAGUUCACAGCACCAUGCUCUGUUCCUGGAGGCAUAGAUCAAUUUAAAGCAGUCAUUGAAAAGUGUCAAGAAAUAUUCCUUGAAGAUGUAGAACUGGAUAUAAACAUUGCUAAAAAUCAAGCAUUGAAAGAAAACCUGUUUCUAAUGGUUGUAUGUAUAGAACUUCGUAUACCUUUAUUUUUGGUUGGUAAGCCAGGCAGUUCGAAAUCAUUGGCUAAAACUAUUGUAGCAGAUGUAAUGCAGGGGAACUCAUCGCGAUCAGAAUUCUUCAAACAUUUCAAACAGACCCACAUGAUAUCAUUUCAAUGCAGUCCAUUAUCUACAGCUGACGGUAUAGUAAGCACAUUCAAACAGAGUGCAAAAAUUCAGAAAGAGAAAAAUUUGGAUACUUUUGUUGCCACUGUUGUUUUAGAUGAAAUUGGUUUGGCUGAAGAUUCUUCAAGAAUGCCAUUAAAGACAUUGCACCCUCUACUUGAAGAUGGCUGUGAAGGAAAUGAAGCCCGUGAACCACAUAAAAAGGUUGCGUUUGUUGGAAUAUCAAAUUGGGCUUUAGAUCCAGCUAAAAUGAAUCGAGGUAUUUCAGUGCAGAGAGAAGUACCAGAAAAUGAUGAACUAAUGGAGACAGCAGAAGGUAUUUGUCAAAGCUCACCAAUAGUAUACAAUAGUAUAAAACCAGUACUAAGAAGUUUAGCUGAAUCUUAUUUAAAAAUAUUUGAAAUAGCUCGAAAGAAAAGAGAAUUUUUUGGCCUGAGAGAUUUUUACAGUCUGGUAAAAAUGGUUUAUUCUUUUGCUGCCAAAAAUGAGAAAACUCCCUGUUGGCACCAGUUAGAACAUUGUAUUCGUAGAAAUUUUGGAGGACUAGACACAAUUGAUGCUGUGAAAGUUUUUGGGGAUCAUAUGAAAAAUGUCAGAAAAGAUCAAAAACCUCACGUUGGAGAUCCAAGUUGUACAGCUUUGGGAUUGAUUGAAGCUGGCCUUUUUGGUGAUGGAACUCAAAGUGACAGUCGUUACCUAUUACUUCUCACUGAAAAUUAUGAAGCUUUGGGAAUUUUACAAGAACAGAUAUUAAAGAAACGUAGAGUACAGACAAUCUUUGGAUCUAGUUUUCCACGAGAUCAGGAAUACACUCAGGUGUGUAGGAAUAUUAAUCGUAUCAAAGUGUGCAUGGAAACCGGAAACACAGUCAUUCUACUCAAUCUUGAAAACCUUUAUGAAAGUCUGUAUGAUGCCUUGAACCAGUACUAUGCAAAAUUUGGAGGUGAGCGUUAUGUGGAUUUAGGACUUGGAUCUCACCGUGUCAAAUGCCGUGUCCACAAGAACUUCAGGCUAAUUGUUGUUGCAGAAAAGACUGUUGUUUAUAAUAAAUUUCCAAUUCCAUUGAUAAAUCGUCUAGAAAAACAUUUCUUAACCCUAAAUAAUAUAAUGUCUGACGAUCAAGCUGAGAUGGCAAAACAAUUGAAGAACUGGGCUGAAAAAAUGGUUACAAAAGCAAAUUGUAUGAGUUACGCUGGUAAACAACAUAAAGUAAGUGUUGAAGAUGCUUUUAUGGGUUAUCAUUCUGAUGCUGCUGCUGCUAUUGUGAUGAAAGUUUGGACAGAUGAUGCUACAGAAGGAAUGAAAUUCAUUGAGUGCAAGAAAGCAUUACUAUGGUGUUGUACUCCAGAAAUAAUAGUACAGAUUGAAAACAGUCAACUAUCGGCAGAGAAGGAGUUUUUAGUUAAUAAUUACUUUGAACAACAACAACAUACAGAUAUAUUUGCAUAUCUAAAUAUAAACCUUACAAAUAGAAAAACACCUCUGUUUGCUCAGAUCACUACUCAUUCCACAUUACUAACAGAAGAUGAACGAAGAGGUUUUAAUCAUGAUAUUUGUCUACUUCAUUUACAAUCCUUUGAUACAGAGCAACAGUUUUGUAAAGAAUUAAGAUCAUUUAGUCAGAAACCUGAAGAUAGGACUAGAGUUUUGAUCAUUCAAAGUGAUUCUCAGGGUGGAAACACAAGCUUAGUUAAAAGUGCUCAGUAUUGUGUUGAUGACAACUUAUCAAAUGAUCUAGUUAAUUUUCAUGUGAUAUUUAUUAUACAACUAGAUAGAAUAAGUCAACAACGAUUUUCUGGAUACCAGGGUGGUAAAUGGCAUUGUUUACAUAUUGAUGACUUGCAUCCAACCAGAGAAAUCGGAGCAACUUUAAUGCAGAUGCAGAAUUUGUCUGUGGCUGAUUUAUUUAGAAGAAAGGAACAAAAGGCCAAUAGAUCGGGUGAUUACAGUGUAACAAGCAGAGAUAGUGGUUUAGAAAUAUCAUCUACCUCAAUUGAGGACAGUCCAGAAGAAGAAGAACCGAUAACACCAGAUGAUAUUCAACUAGAGGAGACGAUUCCAGCGUUUACAGACCAGUAUGUUCUAUCACAGAUUAUAGAUUGUGUACAAGCAGCUGUUGGAAGAGUAAAAGAUGAUAAAAAAAAUUUAUUCAGACCAACACAAAGAGUUUCUAUAUUACUGUCUUUACUAAAUGAUACUGAGGGAGAAUUUAGUAAAGGAAUAAUAAGUUUGAUAAGCUAUUUGAUUAAAGAAAAAGAGACAGAGAGAGCAGAGUAUCAUCAUGCUACAAAGUGGUUGGUUAAAGAAGCUUGUAAACCUGAUAAUAUUAACAGGACCGGAACAUUUAGGCGAGCCUGGAGUCAGUAUCUAGAAGAAAAAAUCACUCCAAUACUUGCUGGUAUAAUUUCUUACAUUGAUAAGAAUUUAAAUCUAAACAUCAUUAAUGACACAACAGAUUGGAAGAAAUCAGUCUGGUUGACAAUUCUAGGAAAACCUAAAGUGUGCGGUUUGAAAUACACAGAUCUAAUCUCAACAGAGAAAAUGGAAGAAUUAAAUGAAUUUGUUGUGCGUAAUACUGGUUAUGGCCGACAAUCCUUUCAAGCAAGUUUUCCAUUUUCUUGGCUGUUUUAUGACUUGGUUGAAACAUCUCUACAUACAUCAGUUGGUCAAGAUCUCAACUUAACAGAUCUAGAGAUUGUAAGUCAUACAGUUGAUGUAAUUGAAAAAAGUGAACUAGUAAAGAUACUCGAAGAUUCUGUGCGUUCACAUAACCAGAAAGAAGAAAUGUUCAAUUCUUAUAUGAGAGAUUUUAUUGUGAUGAAGUAUGGUCCAAAAGACAAGAAUAUUUUAGAGAUUUUAUAUGAUAUUUUAUCAAGUGCCUUGAAUCAGUGUGAAUUUUAUGUAGAAGAACUGGAUAUCAGUUGGAUUAUAGCUGUUGUACAUUAUAUACAUACCAUAACUCAAUAUAGAAUUCAACACUUUCUGGAAAUUGUUCACAUCUGGCCAGGUGUUAUUGAUGCAGUAUUAGAUAUGAAAGCAAGAAAUACUGGUCAUAACUUAUUAAACAGAAAUUAUAUGACAGGAGAUGUUUUGGGUUUAUUUUUGUUGAUGGAGAAGAUGGAACCACAUAAAGGUCAGUUGGGAACUUCAAAUGGUAGACAAUGUUGGUAUAAAGAAACUUGUAGAUGUUUGCCAGUAGCUGAAAGAAUACUGGAAUUAAGUUCAUCGACAGAAACAGUUAAAGGACUGGAGUAUCAUGAUGCUUGUAGAACUCACUUAUUACAAAUAAGAUGUUUGUGGACAAGAAUUGUAACUAUUACGCUGUUUAUUAAGCACUUCUCACCAGCCGAUAAACCUACUGCUAAUCUAUAUCAAUCCCUUAGAUGGCAGAUUCUCUGGAAUUUGUUAGGUGAGGAAGCUGAUAUGCACAAAUUGAAUUCAUUAGAAAAAGUUGAAAAAUUCCUAAAAUUAAUAAACACAGCAGUAUUAAAGAAGCUUUUGGGAGAAGUGGGAUCUUGUACAAAAUGUGGAAAUGUAUUUGAAUCUGCACCAAUAGAACUUCCAUGUCAUGAUAAAAUUUGUACUGAAUGUAUGAAUGACAUUCAACUAGAUGAGGACAAAGAGUGCCCAAAGUGCCAAACAGAAAUUCCAAGAAACUUCAAUGUUGCAGCUUCAAGUUCUAGCAACAGCUUGUGGGUCGCGUGUUUGCUCCUGGUGUUGACUGAGAAAGUUCAUCAAGAUUUUCCAGCAUGGUUUCACCUUGACAGAUGGCCUGACAAGGACAGCUGUCUGGUUAUUCAGAUGGGAUGAAAAUCCAAAGUCCUGUGUACACAUUGGGGUGCAAGUAAAAGAUCCCUUGGUGGUUAGAAUUUGAUAUAAGAGUAGGCUUUAGCGCAGUUGUCCGGGCAAAAUUUCCCUGAUGGCACACUGUAUGGCGUAUGCCGGUCUUCAUUAGCUCAGUCAGAGCAAAACAGGAAAGCUUGAAAAAAUUAAAGAACUUUCAGAAAAGUUGUGACUCAUUUUUGAUGUCAUUGGUAUCUAAACUGUGUUUUAUUUCCAAUACUACACCAGAUGAUAAUGUUGUACACAGGUUGAUGGAAUAUAUCACAGUUAAAACAACAACUAGAGGAUUAAAUGCUCAACAACUCUUACUAACUAAACCAAUGAGUCUAUUUAAUCAUGAAAUUGACCCAACUCCAAUAUGCAGAUUUUUUUUGCUGAAACUGCUUACUCGUAAAAGUGCUGAAUACACAUCAAUUUAUCUAGAUGACUUUUUCAAGAACUCUAAAGAAUUAAUUGAUCAAACUAGAAGAAGAACAGAAAGAGUUAAUGAAUCUGCUCUGAUAGAAUUUAGUGCUUUAGUUUCAUAUUGCCUGGAGGAUGUUCAUUAUGAAAAAGCUUAUGACUUUGCAGACAAGUGUAACCAAGAAAUAGAUGUAGCCAUAAAUAACUUAGAGACAGCUGAAGAAUAUUUCAGAAGAAAAGAUACUGCUGAGUUUUCUGUGAUAGAGCAACUGGAGAGUCUAGUUCGUUGUAGAUAUGGACUGGUUGUAGCAGCAAAAUAUCUUUAUCAAUAUUUUGUUUUGAAAAGCUUGAAUAUGUCAACACAAUUUCGUAGAUUGGUCAAGGCCAUUGAGAAUGUUACCAAAAUAGAAACUACAAUGAUGUGGCCAAAGAAGUUUUUAUUGAAACAAAUUUGCCGAAAAUAUGGAACUGAAUGUUAUGAGGAAAUUAUGAGUGUUGAUCAGUACAAGUGGAUUGGUCUUGAAAGAAAAAGGCAAGUGGUUCCUGAUAGAUUUGUUAUCUAUGGUAAAAACUACACAAAUGUCCGACAGGCAGUAAAACUUGUAGAUUUAGGAGAGGAUAUAUCCAAAUUAAAACAGAGUUUAAAGAAAGUAAACAAGGAAAGAAAAGAGCAAAUAUUUUUGAUGGUGCUACAAAAUACAGUAUCAACAUUUGAAACUGAAGAAACAAAACUAAAGCUUGAGAAAUUCAUAGAAGGCAAUACUGAAUUUAAAUUAAAGAAUGUAGCACUGGCUAUUUUAUCAACACAAGCAAAGCAGAAGAACCCAUUUGUAGGUGUUAUUGCUGAAAAUCCUUUAGAAUCAAUAAAUCUAGAGACUUUGCUCUGUCACUGGUUAUUGAUUUUAAAUGUUACAUCUAAAGAUGGAUUAUUACAACCUUUGAACGCCUUAAUUAUGAAUUCUAGUAGUAUGCAGAGAGCAUUUUUACCUACAAUGCCUGAAGAAAAUCAGACUGAUCUAUCAAUGGUAGUAGGUGCAUUAAAAAUCAGAGGCCAAAACCCCACAGUAUAUAGGUGUCCAAAUGGUCAUGCUUAUAUUAUUGGUGAGUGUGGUAAGCCAUACACGGUAAGCAAAUGUAAUCAAUGUAAUGCAACAAUAGGUGGUCAAGGUCAUCAGGCAACACAAGGAAAUACUACAGAUGAUGGACGAGAUAGAUCCAAGACUGGACAUAUCCUGGGUUUAGCAGAUCAACGACCAUUAGUAGCCAUUCCAGAAAGAUCUAUGUCACCAUCUGUAUGUGCUAUUAUAAGAAUGAUGACUCAUAUGUCAAUGUUGUUGGGAGCCAAACAAAAUUCACAGGCUGUAGCUAAUUUGGUUAAUCCACCAAUUGCCCAAGAAAAAGCUGAAGGUUACUUUACACACCAUUUGCAGAAAGAUGUAGCUGUACUACAAAAAGCUCUACAAAAGAGUUCAGAUGAUGUUUAUCUUCUGAUUCACCUGAUAUUUAAACAUCUAUUAAAUGAUUUACCAGCAGGUAAUGGGAUGAAUUUAGACAGCAAAGAAAAUAGAAGAACCUGGGAAGAUACGUUGUCAUCAAAAAUAUCAGAAGUUUUAAAGAACAUGGAAAAAAGCCUGACUGAUGCUAAUCAAAAGAUGGUUGAAAAUAGCAAUUCAGAUGAGGAUAAUCUUUUAAAAAUACUGUAUGAAGUGGAAAGUCCAGCAGAUGAUAUGGGUUUAGAAAAUCUUGAAAUUAAUCCUAUUAUAUGGCGAUACAGAGAAAGAUUAACUGUGGAGCAUUUCUUGAGACAGUUUCAACUAAAGGUUAUAGAUCGAGAAACAGAACAUGAUGCACAAGCUUAUCAGUUAAUUCGAUUAUUCAAGCAAGAAAAAUAUUAUCUACAAGUCUUACAGUUUUUACCAGACAUAAUAAGAUUACAACACACUCUGAUGCAGAUAUUCUGUCGUCAAAUUGACAGAAGUGAAGCUCAAUAUUUAACUAUAGAAACUGUUUUAAAGAAAUACUUUGAUGGUAAUAAUGAAAUGGUUUUACAAUUGGAAAAUCUUAUUCGGACUUGGGAAACUAUUAAGGAAAAACUUAUCUCUCAUGUGUGUCAAUUAAGGGACGGAAAAAGGCUGGUAAUUCCAGAAGAAUUCCACAAUAUGAAGAUCGACCAGUCAACUAAGCUAGACUUUAUCUUACCAUCUGUUAAAGGCCCAGGAAUCUGUUCAUAUGUGAUGACUGAGUAUUUACUUCGUAAACAUAACAGCUGUUUAGAAAGUUAUUGUUUACUUACUAAACAGAGAUUUGAAGAUUUACCAGUAGUUGAAAUGAAGGAUAUUAGUUCUUAUCAUUUGAUAGCUUUCCAUCUGGAAAAGGAUAUUCUACCAUUAGUUAUCAGUAACUGUAAUUAUUCAUUCCAACUUGAGAAUUGUGGAACAGAGGAGACCUAUGAUUUUGCUGGAUUUGAAAAUCAAUUAAUGGACUGUGUAUUCACACGUAAAUCCCGUAUUAAAACUGAAGGCCAUAUUAUACCAAUUGAUACUAUGUUGUUUAAAGCAGAUUCAAGUAAUGCUGUUGUAUUUAGUGCUUUAAGAAGUAAUAUUCCACAGGUAUCCAUGAAUCCAAUUUUGAAACAUCAAUUAUCGGAAGAAAUACAGAAGUUGCCCGAUAUAUGUGAUUGCCUUAACAAUUUAGAUAUUGCAAAUUCCUUCUUAAAAUCUCUUGGAGGUGAUCCAGAAGCUAGUUUACAUCAGUUCAUGGCAGACACUCUGAAGAUGAAAACAACAGUACUUUCACAAACAGCUAGAAAUGAAUGCAAGUUAAAACAUCUUCAAUGUUUGUGGUUAACAUUAUCAUUUGAAAAGGACAGAAUACUGGCAGCAAGCAAGAAGGAAUCGUUUGUAGAUUUAGAUGAUGAAGUAAAGCGGGAGAUGGAAGACAAUGAUGCCGACUAUUUCCUUCAAGAAUACCAGAAAUUUGGUGUAGACAAAUUAAAUAUUUUAUUACAUCUUAUAUAUGACUCCAUCCUACUUCGUAUUGCACAAACUAAAGAUCCACAAGAUGAUGUUGAUUUUAGAGAAAUGAGGUUAAGAGAUAUAUUGAUGACUGAAUUGGACAUACCAACUUAUUAUACAGAACCUCCAACAGAACACGAACAGUUGGGAAUAGAUAUGUUUACUGACUGGCCAGAGAGUGUUGUUGGAUCACAAGCUAUACAAGUGUGGAACUUGCUACUGAAACUUUACAUGAAAAAAAUGGGAGAAUUAUAAUAAUUUAUAUAAAGUUUUAUAUUACUACUCAUAUUUUUGGAUUUUUUUUAUUAGAUUUUCUGUACAUCAUUAACGAAGGUCUGCUUUGUAUGCAGAUGCUGUGAUUUAUUAUUGUGAUUUAUAAAACAUUAACUUAAAGGAGCUAAAUCGCUAACAUUUGGGACCUAGAAAUUGACAAAAGUGGGUCGCAACGCAUAUAAUAUUGUAAUAUGAAUGUAUAUAAACUGAUUUACAUUCAAUGGUUUCCGUUUUUACUCCAAUUUCAAAUCAGUUAUGUUCGGCGAAAUAAGCCAGGCAGUCUCUUGAUACAAUUGGGGCUGAAGUGCAUUAUGGUACACGAUUCGUGUACGAAUGGUAAAAUGUUUAUUUUGUCUUAAAUAUUGGAUAUCAAAAGCCCAUCUUUUUCCGGUAAGAUUACAACAUGAAAGUUGAUUUAAUUUGACAAAUAAAUAGUGUUUUCAAUGUUGAAGAUUUUGGAUGAUAUUGAGUUAGAGACUUAGCUACUUUAACUAUGCAUAAUGAUGCAUUGGCAUGUUUGAAAAUAAUUUUGAGUUUAUAUAGAAUAUGCUACAAGGUUAAUUGCAGACUGACUCCAAAAACACACAAAUUCUUAUAACUUUUUUUUCUAUUUAAAUAUAUAUUUGUUUGUUCUGGUUAAAAACAAUUAUCCAGCAUAUAUUGGAUUUCAGAUCAAUAACAUGUUCUAAACUAUUGACAGAAUUACCUUGUUUUUAUAUAUGAUCAUAUUUCAUUCGACUUUUAUACAUUAUCCCUUUCACUUUCAAAAAUAUCUGUGACAUAGUUGUGGCUUCUUGUAGUUGAUUUUCAGUAAUGUGUCAUAAAUCAGUGCUUAUGUCAGUUUUGAAUAGUUCUUGGCUUGAAGUUUGGACCUGUUUUGAGCUUGGACCUGUGCAUUUUCUAUAUAAAUACACUGUUUUGAAAUUUUCCUUCCGGGUUACAAAUAUAACAAAAUAUAUAAUCAUACAAUCCAUUGUUUCAUAUUAUUAGUUUUCAGAUACCAUCAAAUAACCCAUAGCCGAUUAAAUGCCGAUUCCAGGUCCUAUAAUGUCCUACUGCUGACAGGGCAUGGCUGACAGAACAAUGAUUUUGUGAUGACUAUUUUCUUGGGGGUCCUUAAAAUACCACUGAGAAUUCUGAUAAGGGUCCCCAUUACUUAGAAUGGUAAAAGAGAUCUUUGUAUUAAUCUUCUAUCUCCAUAGGAUCUGGAAGAGUUGUUAUCAUUGACGUGUUUUGAAUGGUGUGAGGGAUUAGCCAAUGAAACAGUCUGUUACGGCGAGCUUUAGGCAUGUUUUGCAUGGAACUGUGGGUAAUCCACUAGUAUCAUCAAUGCUGAUUGGUUAAUCAAAUGUGUGAUGUCAUAGGUCAAAAGCCGCUUGUAUGACAUCUGACGCCACCGAAAGUAUAAAAAACCGAAACGAAAUAUAGAUCUGUAUUUUAAUCAGAUUGCAUGAUGGCCCUUUGUAUUCUGUAUGAACUAUAGUUUUUUUUUACCACAUUAAUUGUUUAACAAGGUGAUUAUAAUAAUUAUUAGGAUUUUAUUUUUGGGUACUUUGUUAGUUGAGAUUUUCUAGUUGUUUCUAUCUGCUGUUAUUUUAUAUAUGAUAUAAAAUAAUUAUGUUAAAACAUACAGCUGAUAGGUAUGUCCAUGUAUAACAUCUAGACUACUUUAUGUUUGUAAAUGUUGUAAUUACAUAUAUGUAACUCAGUAGUUAUUCAAGUUUAUAUUUUGUUAAUGUCUUUUGCUGGCUUAAUUAUAUAUAUAUAUAAAGUAUUUAUAAAAUACAAA